Molecule: messenger RNA, 1766 nt
Organism: Fopius arisanus
Lineage: Eukaryota; Metazoa; Arthropoda; Insecta; Hymenoptera; Braconidae
Product: aromatic-L-amino-acid decarboxylase
Exons: 8
Coding region: 179-1630 (483 amino acids)
Biological process (GO): catecholamine metabolic process; amino acid metabolic process
Cellular component (GO): cytoplasm
Molecular function (GO): pyridoxal phosphate binding; aromatic-L-amino-acid decarboxylase activity
Source: RefSeq, a predicted model, not a curated record
AUCAUCGAUUUACUGGCAGCGAGAUUUUCAUAUCAAGAAAUCCAGUAAUCGUCAGUCAUUGACUUCAUGAAAUUCCUCCACUUGAAUUAUAAUCGAAAGUUUUAAUUAAAAUCUAUUAAUUCGGUAGAAUUUUCCAAAUUUCAGAUUGUUUAGAUCCCGGGAACAAUAGCCUAAAGUCAUGGACAAUAAAGAUUUUCUGAAUUUCGGACAGGCAGCGCUUGAUUUCAUAGUCGAAUAUAAUGAUAGUUUGAAGGAUAAAAAUGUUCUACCCAGUGUUCAUCCCGGAUAUUUGGCGAAAUUAUUACCAACCGAUGUGCCAACACAAGCGGAAACUUGGGAGAAAGUUUUGAAGGAUGUAAAACAUUUAAUAGUGCCCGGAUUAACCCAUUGGAAUUCACCGAACUUCCACGCCUACUUCUCUGGGAGCUCAUCCUACCCAGCCAUGAUCGGCGAGCUCAUAUGCGCCGGAUUAUCAACAAUCGGUUUCUCAUGGAUAUCAUCACCUGCCAGCACUGAAUUGGAAGACAUUUCUAUGAAUUGGUUAGGAAAGUUGAUAGGACUACCGGAAAUGUUCUUAAAUGGUGAAGGAAGCUCGGGUGGUGGAGUCAUAGAGGGUUCUGCAAGCGAGGCAACAUUAAUUUGCCUGCUAGCAGCAAAGGAUCGUAUGGUUCGUCGUAUUAAACAAUUGCAACCGGACAUGGACGUCGACGUGAUCAAGUCGAAAUUGGUGGCUUAUACUUCAGUUGACGCGAAUCCGUAUGUCAAGAAAGCGGGACGUUUGGGCUCAAUGAAUAUGAAAUUCUUACCGAUAGAUAAGAAUGGCGCCCUUAGUUAUUUAACCCUCAUUAAACAGAUGUUAAUUGAUAUAAAGGCUAAACUCAUUCCUUGUUAUGUAGUUGCAAACCUCGGAACGAGUACGGCCUGUGGCUUUGAUGAUUUGGAAGCCAUAGGUAAAAUCUGCAAAAAUUUCCAUUUGUGGCUUCACGUUGACGCUAACUACGCAGGUGGUACUUUUGUAUGCCCUGAAUACCGAUACCUCAUGAAAGGAGUGGAAUAUGCUGACUCCUUCAAUUGUGAUCCUCACAAGUUGCUUCUUACUAAUUACGAUUGCUCAGCCCUGUGGGUUCAGAACACUGACCAUCUCAUCGACGCCUUCAAUGUCGAAAGAGUUUAUUUAACUCAUGAUAACCAGAAGCUAACACGAGAUUACAGACAUUGGCAAGUCGCCCUGGGCCGGAAAUUUAGGGCUGUGAAAUUGUGGUUUGUCAUGCGGUUGUACGGAGUUCAGGGUCUACAACAGCACAUCCGUCGUUUAAUAGAUUUAGCCGAGAAGUUUGAAAAUGCCUUAUCAACUGACGACCGCUUUGAAAUCGUCACGACGUUUUGCCUGGGAUUCGUUUCUUUCACCAUUUGGGGUAAUGAUGCAUUCACGCGAGAACUCUUCCAGAGAUUAACGGACAGGAAGAAAAUUUACGUUUCUUCUGCACUUCAUCGUGAACGGUUAAUGAUUCGUUUUGUAUGUACUGCACAUACCACCGCCGAGGAUAUUGAAUUUGCAUGGAACGAGAUAAAAGGACAGUGUGAUGAAAUUCAUGCAUCCCCUUGCAACGUCCAAGAAGAAUCUGAUUAAAAUAUUGAUUGAUCCAAAUCAAUUGAUUCAAAUAGAAUAUAAGAUAUAUGAAAUAUCCACCUCAUCUCAAAAUGCAUUAGCUUGUAACUCUGUUAUAAUUCUCCGAUUUUUUGGAGUUGUAAUGGAAAUCUGGUGA